Fukomys damarensis (Damara mole-rat) is the source of this 8275-nucleotide messenger RNA. It is a transcript of the gene Ajap1, whose product is annotated as adherens junctions associated protein 1. The transcript is spliced from 7 exons. Gene Ontology annotation, cellular component: cytoplasmic side of plasma membrane; plasma membrane; adherens junction. The record is from RefSeq and is a predicted model, not a curated record. NCBI's taxonomy places the organism in Eukaryota, Metazoa, Chordata, Mammalia, Rodentia, Bathyergidae. Gene Ontology annotation, molecular function: beta-catenin binding. The coding region runs from base 310 to 1296 and encodes 328 amino acids.
UUCCGGUCCAGCUGGCUUGGGGAGACUUUGACCCUGGCCCUGGGCCCCAGGGUGCAGUCACUGACCCUGGCAGGCACCCUCCCUGCUCAGGAGCUGUGGGCAGCACUAUGGAAAGGACUCUGUGACCGCUUUGCUGCUGUGUGAGACUCCGAGAGCAGGAAGACUGUGACCCAGAAGGUGACUGCUGACAGUGGGGGGGGCUGAGGGGGACAGUGCUGGCCCCUUCUCUGUCAUCUGAUGUGGGAACACCACACCCUCGAAGAGGUCUUCUCUGUGCAUGUGUGACUGCACCAAGGGCCAGCAGCAGUGAUGUGGCCGCUUACCCUUCAGGCAGACUCCAAGAGCUCCAUGUCCAUCUGCUGGCCAGGCCGCUCCCUCGGAAGCCAUGCUUGGAUACUGAUAGCCAUGCUGCAGCUCGCCGUGGAUUUCCCGUCCUGUGAGUCGCUGGGCCCGGGCCCCGAGUUCCGCUCGUCCUCGUCUUCGGCGGUGGCGGCCGGCGGGGCGGUGGAGCAGCACAGUCAGCUGAGGCGGGGCCGGAGGCACACACAGGACCCCGCAUUCCACAGUUUCGACUUCCGGGGCAGCCGGCCCACCACAGAGACAGAGUUCAUCGCCUGGGGGCCCACGGGGGACGAGGAGGCCCCUGAGGCCAACACCUUCCCGGGUGUGUACGGCCCCACCACGGUCUCCGUUCUGCAGACGCGGAAGACGACGGUGGCCACGACCACGACCACCACGGCCACCUCUGUCACGCUGCAGACCCGUGGCCUCACUGCAUCCCUGGAGCCCUGGAGAAAGGUUGCCGUCGGGAUCAGCACACUGGAGCCUUCCCCCAGCCCCAGCAGCACCGGGAAAAACACCAACCCCCCACGGAUUCUGGGCGAGACCUCAGGUUUGGCUGUGCAUCAGAUCAUCACCAUCACCGUCUCCCUCAUCAUGGUCAUCGCUGCUCUCAUCACAACUCUUGUCUUAAAAAAUUGCUGUGCCCAAAGCGGGAGCACUCGGAGGAACAGCCACCAGCGGAAGGUCAACCAGCAGGAGGAGAGCUGUCAGAACCUCACUGACUUCACCUCGGCACGUGUGCCCAGCAGCCUGGACAUCUUCACGGCCUACAAUGAGACCCUGCAAUGUUCCCACGAGUGCGUGCGGCCGUCCAUGCCAGUCUACACCGACGAGACGCUGCACCCGGCGGGCGAGUACAAGUCCACGUUCAACGGGAACCGCUCCUCCGCCGCCGACCGGCAUCUCAUCCCUGUGGCCUUCGUGUCUGAGAAAUGGUUUGAAAUCUCCUGCUGACUGGCCCAAGACUUUUUACCUCCUGGGGCAGGGCAGACGCCAGGUGUCUGUCUCAUGGAUUCCGUUGGUGAACCUGUACAAACAAAAACACAAACACAAAACCUAAAACUAAACUAUCUAAGGGGAGGGUCCCCGUACCUGCCACUCCUGUCUGCCGGUGGGAAGCUCGCAUAGCAGGCGCUCUAGGCCAAAUAUAUUUUUGUAAAGAUGCUCACGCCUAUGGGUGACUGCCUUCCCUGGAGUUUUCUUUGGAGAAUAGAACAAAGACACGGGAGAAGGGGACUGGAGACCCACAGACCAGGUGGCCACACGGACGGGACAGGAGGAGGCAUCGACCGACGCCUGGGAUUUGGACCACGAUUCUGAACCUGUGCCAAUAAUACCAUUAUGUGCCAUGAACCGACCCGAGAGGCUCGGCCCAGAGCCGAAGCCAAGCGAAUCAUGCGUAGAAAUCUGACAGGAAACAGGGGUGGGAGUCUGUUCCGAUAGUCACUAUUUCUGGUUAUUAUACAUAUAUAAAUAUAUAAAUACCAACACACACACACACACACACACACACACACACACACUUUUUUUGUACUGUAGCAAUUUUUGAAGAUCUUCAGUGUUCCUUUUUUAAAAAAGAAUUGUGUUCUAGGUUACAAAAUCUGAUUUAUUUAACAUGCUUAGUAUGAACAGAAUUAAACUGAUGUUUUCUACUGCAGAAGCUCACCGAGUGUGCACACACGCACACACCUGCACACGCAAACACUCAUGCAUAUAUUGGAGAUGCAGUCCCACCGGUGAGCGUAUUCUUUAUUCUUCCUGGUGACCUGAUAGUUCAGCACCGCCCCUCCCGGGACAGCCUCAACCCUCCCGUGACACCCUGCCUUUGCUGGUAUUUACCAAGUGACACUGAGUGUGUGAUGUGUGGUCUUGGGGCAGAUCGAAGAGCGCAGUGGUUUCCUAUAUAUAUAUAUGUGUACACAUGUGCAUACACCGCACUUGUCUUCGUCUACCCAUCUGAAGAUACUGCCUAGCAGCCCACAUAUUGACGGGGCUGGCUGCUGCUACGCAGGCCCAGCUGAGUGCCAGGUUGGGUAGGUGGUGGAUUCUCCAGCAUUUGUGUUAUAUGAGCAUAGACUGAAUUAAAGAAAGUUUCCAGUUCCACAAAGUAAAGGAAAAGAUCCUUCCCGUGUGUGUGCUCACGGGGCCCUUUGGCUUGAAAGUGAGAUGUGGUGGUCGUGGUGUGCGCCACAGCCCGGGCUGGCUCUGGGCUCCUGGUCUGAUGUCCCUGCUUUUUCUGGGGGACAGGGGUGGCUCUGAGGGUUGGUGGAGGCUGUCAGCAGGUGCUGCUCUCUUGUGGGCUCCUAGCGUCCUCAGGCAAGUGGCAGAAACUGCCUCAGAGUUUCCCAGAGAAGUGGGACCCUGGCUGGGGCUCCCACAGCACUGUCACCCCUACUACCUGGACACCUGGGCUCCUAGGUGCAGACCUGCCGCGAGCUCAGGCCCUGGCAGGGCCUCGUAGCCCCACGCUUGAGGGGUAGAGGUGGAAGCCCCGAUGGGGCGAGAGGUCUGUCUCCAAAGAGUUUCCCCUUUGUAGCACAUAUGGCUUGAAUUUAACCGAGGGAAGUGCAGGCCAAGUCAAAGAUGGGAAGCCAGACAGGCAACUGUGCCUGCCCCAUGUACCAGCCAGGCUGCCAAAAUUCUGCCUUUUCCUUGGGUCUUGGAUUCCCUUAGAAACUCCUCGAUGUCUCCUGCACUACGUGAAAGUGGAAGAAGUGAGGAAGGGAAAACAUGGUUCAUCUGGUCCUGUCUGAUCGGUAUCCAAAGUGUUGCUCAAGCAAUAGGAUACUUGUUUUUCGGUUUUUGUGUGUCCUCCCUUUCCCAAAGCCUGGGCUAGCUCCGAGGCAGCACCUGCACCUGGGUGUCAUCCAGCUCCGGUCCCUUUGUCUUCAAAUCCCUCCCAGCUGUGUCAGCACCAGGUGAGGACCCAGGGUCUGGCAGGAGGCGAUGAGGAGCCUUUCCUGCGGGGCACCCCGUCAGCUCUGAUGCAGACUCCAGGCUGCACUCUGCACACCCUGAGCUUUGGCAGGAAGCUUGGAACGACAAGCCCUCACAGGCCUGCGGCAGCCACUCCAGCAGAGCUCAGGGCAGGGCAGUGGGGGCCACAUGAGUACAACCUAGACUGGCGAAGGCUGCUCACUGGAGUGUGGGCCCAGCUGCCCUUACCGGUGCUGGAGAGGGAUGGUGAGCAGGUUCUGUUGGAUUCUGUGAUCACCCUCUCCCCACCCGCCCCUGGAAGCACAGCUGUGGAGGAGAUGAUACAGGCAGGGCCAGCCCCACACCGUGGCCACUCGGGUGCGGGGAGUCCGGGGGUACACAUACCACUGCCCACAUCCUUCUGUGACCUUGAGUAUCCCCUCUUCUCGCCUUGACCUCUGGCAUCGAGUCCACUUGCAGACACCCCUUCCCUGAGGCUUCUCCUUGCAUUUCCUUCAGUUUCGUUUUCUUCAUGGAAAGUAGUCGGAGGAGGGUGCUUUGGGAGGUCCCCACAUGUGGGUCCAUUUCCUUUGCAUCUCCGGUGCCCUGGUCCCAUCCCCGGAGGCUGAGUGGACUCAUUGUUCACCUUAGAGAGCUUUGAGAUGCCUGGGUUUGGCUCUUGGAGGCGUCUGGACUGUCUUGUCACACGUCCAAAUCCAUCUCUUUGUUUAAUCACUUCUCACUUUCUCAUGCGGCUAAACUGCGAGUGGAAUUGCUUGUUUGCAAGUUUUGAGCGGGAAAGGGAAGUCUUUCCAGCCAUGGGAAGGGAAGCUUCCUGAUCCUUUCUGGCCAGGCACGGGAUCCAGCCAACUGCAAGGCAGAGCCGAGCCACUCAACACCCAGCCCCAGUCCCAGCUCUCCGCAGCCUGUGUGGUUGGGUAAUGACACCCAGGGCAGGUGAGGGCUGCUGGCGCUCCCACGCCCUGUCCUCCCCACACAGACGGGGCAGCCCCUGGGUUCCUGGUGUCCCUGGUCCCCCCCAGUGCAGAGUCUGAGCAGACCCCUGCUGCAGAGCCAUCUCCCAGAUGAUCCUUCAGUCCUCUUCACUCUUAGAAGCUUGCUUUCCAGAAAUUUCCCAGCUCUCAAUGUGACCACCGGUCAGUCAGCAAUGAUCACGGUGACCCUGAAACCCAUCUUUCUUCUGUAAAAUAUGUCACUCUCACAGCCAUAUCUGACCCCAGGCAGAGUCCCUGGCUCCCACAGGCUGCCCUCUGUGGACACUCUCUAUCUCAAUAUCCAGGCCAUCAUCCCGGUCUUAAAAGAAUGCAUUGCCUCAAGCCAUCUCUGCUUUGACCCUCUUGCCCAUGGAGACAGUUCGCCUGAUUGUUUCUUCUCCCAGAUGAUCUGGGAUCUUCUGAAGCCAGGGAGGCUGGACUGACCUUGAGCUCUUGGAAGACGACGCAGGGAACAGUGCUGAGGCUGGGACCCAUGGCCCGUUCACGACCAGGCUGGAUCACCCUAGUCCUUCAUUCAUAAUGGCACCAAGACAACCUUCCUUUGGCCUGUCUUGGACAUCAUCACCUCUUUCAUCAGGGACAUCUCAGGGCAAAUGAGCCUUGAUGCUCCCUGGGCUGUCUGUUCCCUCCACCACUGCCACCCCUUGGGUCACACGGGUGCAGUCAUAGAGAUGGGAGCCAUUCUUGUUUCCACUCAUGAGUUCUCUGCGAAGAUACCACACACGUAGGAAGGUGAAGGAGAAGAGGCCCUGCUGCACGGUGACUGCUGAGCAUUCGUUCAUCUGCUUAGCGAGUACUUGAACUUCUGCCAUGUUGGCUGAAUUGCUGGAAGCAAAGGGCGCGUGGUCCUGCUCUUGUGGCUUUUGCAGAUAAUUAACUUUGGAACACACAAAAUCAUUUGCAGAGAAACACAAGCGGUAGAGGGACAGAGGAGCAGUGAUAGGACAGAGACAGCAGAGUUGACACUGCUUGUGACCUCUGCCGUCUCUGUCUCCUGUUGAUGGAGCGAUGGUUGAGUGCUUGUGUUCCUCUGACCUGCAAGUGACUGGGUCAUCCAAGUCUCCAGGAACACAGGGCUGUUCCUGCUGGACCAGAGCAGUGCUUUGCAAACACUGAGCACUGAAAUUUGUCCUUAAACAACAUCUGCUCUUUCAGAAGCAGCUAUUCCGAAGCAGGCAGUGAUUUAUGUGAUUUUGGAGUGGUUACUUUGGAGCCAUUUGUCGAUUUGCUGUGCCACACUCUGUUUUGAUUGUUUGUUUGUUUCCUAGUGUAACUAGCACAGCCCACUAAAUGAGCCAAAUUCUCGUCUCUCGAACCUUGGAUUAUUCUUCCCACUUAUUUUGUCUUAAUGCUCUGCCUGCAGAGAAGAUAAACUCCAUCAUUCAGAGCUGGGAUUUGUGUGUUUGCUACUUUAGCAUUACCUGCGGCAUUUCGGGGGAGGACUGGAAGGAUUGUUUGGCAUUUUGAAAUAUGCUAGCAGCCCUUCCUUCUAAAGGGUGCAAAGCCUGGCUAUGUGCAGUUUUGCAUAAUUACUGGGUUUACGGAUUGCUGCGUUUGGAAGGUGAGGCUAGAGCGAGGCUUAGGCAGGGAAUUGCUUACUUUUCAAUCACCCAACGUCCAACAAACAAAAGCUGAGGCUUCUUCUAGAAAGAGUUUAGCCAGCAAGCACGCAGUAAGCAAUCUGCAGGGUUCCGUGCCGGUCACUGCAGGGUGCCAGCCAGGCCAGGCGAGGGGUUUGUCUGUACACCGCUGCUUCUGUGCAAAGGGUGUCCCUUGCUUGCACUGUGUUGGGGUGACCUCGCCCUCCUCACCUGACAGGAAGCAGCCCCACCAGGAAAGCCAGCCAUUUUUCAGAAGUGCUCAGCUCUCUCCUCUCAGCUGACACUGAGCCAGGAGCCAGAGGCCAGCUAGUGCUUAACCUGGGCCCUUAGGGCAUGGACAGCAGGGGCAUGGGGGCUUCUCCCUAAUGGAUCAGAGUGCCCCAAGCCUGCAAAUGUGUAGCAAUGCCGAGCUGUAAAGACCCCGAAGAGAAUGAUACAUUAGGUUUUAACUAGGUGUUGAGGUUAAAAGUGUACAGUGAAUCAUUCCAGUAAUUGAUGGCCUUCUCUUAAUGGAGACCUUCCUGAAUGUCCUGGAGUUACCAUGUGUAGAAUCAAGAGUGUCUUUUUGAAUGACUCCAAGAAUAAUCUAAGUCAUAAAUAGGACAGUCUGGACUUAAGAGGAAUGAUACAAAUGGGGCCAACCUUACAUCUGGGACACUGCGAUGGAACGAGUUUAAACCACUGCUGGUGAGGGGGAGGAAACAAUGAGCACAUAAUUGGCCAAGUGAUGUUUUCUCAUGUAAGUUGGAAUCACAGCACACAUAGGCCAUAGAUAAUGUUCCAUUAAAUGGGUUAAUAUGCUAGGCCCUGAGAGUGGUUGGGGUGUCUCCAGGGGUCUGAAUAGCUCUUGUGAGAAUCUUGAAUUCCAUAGUCCCUCGUGUGCUGGGCAAUGUGUAGCAGGCAUGGGCACUGAGAGCAUUGGAUUGUAGGAAAUUCUUUGUAAAAGUUAAUUAGUUUUGUCUCAAGUGGCCUUUCUCUUAAAACAAAAUUCUUUAGAGAUUGGAGUUUUCCAUGUGGAAUUCAACACUUGAUUAUCAGCAGCGCCACAUAACGUCUCCUUGGGAGCUUCCCUCUCAUGUGGAUGUGGUCCAGCCAACUCCUGGUUAGCCUUCUAAAGACUCCUGAAACUCUGAAGUGCUUUAGCAGGGGAGUACAGAGCUUUGGGUUGCUAAAUGUCAGUUGAUGCUGAACUGGAAAAGUUACUGCUCCUAGAUCAGACACAGCUUUGGCCACGAAGAAGCAAGGACGCUGUGUAGUCCCAAGUUCUGUUUGUGUCACUGUUACGUUCCAUGAAGACAUGUAACCACUAAAUGUUGGAUAAGUGGCACGUUGAAGACCCCCAGUAUGAUUGGUUCCAAUGACUAUAUUGGAACUGAAGGAGCUAAUAUGUCUCUAUUGCAGGGCCACCUGAGAGAAACUAUUAAUGGAACCAUUCCAUUCUGCUGUCCACCCCAGUCCCAAGCCAACAGGGACAAUGUCAAUCCCACUGUAACAGCUCCAACCCCAAUGUCCCACCCUGGAAGGUUGAGCAGCGAGCUGUAGCAUUGCUUGGCAGUUUCUGCACCAGGAUAGCCACCAUCUCCAGCAGGAGCCUCCUUUUUCUGUACACCGUUGGAGUCCAGUUGGGGACUUCUCUCUAGUGUUUCUCACACACACUGAGUCCUCAUGUCAAGUUACAUGACCACUUAGGGUCAUGGGUUUACAUCUUAGGGUCUACAGAGAAACAUGGGUGAUUUCUCUUGAGUGCACAGCAAGUCAGCCUGGCUCUAGAAAGGUCUGGAAGGCAGGGUCCUUACGGUGCUCCCUCCACAGGGUGUGUUCUCCACUGAGGCAUGGUCCUGUCAGCACAGGGCCUUGAAGGCAAGGAGAGGCUGCUGGCCUUGAACAGUCGGCGUGCCAGACCAGUCACUGGGAACUGACCUGCCAGCACCCACAGGAAUUUGCUGUACUUUCUUGCUGGUGUGUGUGUGUGUGUGUGGUGUUCUCUUGUAUUUGGGUCACUUUCUCUAAAGCCAGAGAGUGAAAGAGCCCCAGCAAAGUUAGUUCUCCAUCAGGUGACAAUAACUCCAAUCCUUAAAGAUGAAUUCUAACGUUGGGAAACACAGGGAUUCUGCAAACCCCCUGGGAUCUCAUGUAUAGCCCUGGUUCCUGUGAAGGCUAAGAAUGCCACCUGUGCCAUCUAACAUGAGAGAAGAGGGGGAGGAAGUUGAGAAAUUUUAGUAGGAAAUACUGAGAUUUCAAGAAAAAUGUGGCUAGCUUUGGCAGUUAGAUAACCAUUUUCUUAGAAACCCAACUUUUGGGUUUUAAAUUUUUUCUUCUUUUCUGACAGCCUCGUUUUCUGACAGACCGGUCAUUUCUCUUAAUUUCCUGGAGAAACAAGAUGGCGAGCAUUGGAGUCCA